GUUCGUAGCGGUAGCAACCUUCAAUCGCGCGAUGGCGUCGGCACAGGCGAGCGGGGCGACGCUCACGACCAAAUGCACGAACAAGACGUCGGUGGCGUGCGUCGUCAGUGGCACAAAGGAGAUCGAUGUCCCAUACUCUGGUGGCUCGUAUUUCUACGUCAAUGACGACGUCGAGUACAUCGAUUUCUUUCCGUCAAAGCCGACGACCAUAUACGUCCAAGGAGGUGAUAACGGCGUCAAAGUGAACCGACUGAACCCAGUGCUCACUGGGGACCACGCGAACACGCCGCUCAACGUUGAAGACUUGUUCGUCGUCACGAUUGUUGCCGUCAAGAUUCCUCACCAGUGCGAUGUGGCCCAUGUAGGAGUAUUAGAUACCAAAACCUGACGGAAGCUGUGAACCUCGUCAAGUGGCCUGCGUCGCUUCGUUCGUUGGACCUCACAGGAAACAAGAUCCGUACGAUGAACUCGAGCUUCUCCCUUCCGCCCAAGCUGCGGUCCUUGAGUGUCUCGACCAACGAAAUGACGGUCUUUGAUAACGUCAUGCUGCCCGAAUCGCUCGAGUCCAUCAACUUUGACGUGAACCAAUUUGACGUGUUCAACGUGAACAACGCUUCUUUUGCGGUGCUCAAGACGGCCAAGGUGCUUACAGACCGAAUCAUUCGGCACACAGGGACAUGCAACGGUGUCAAGGACACUUUUCUGGGAACACCGUUCACCCCCGUCAAGGGCGGCACUCCGUCUGCGGCCCUUACGCACACAGCGUGUGUUGUACUGUCGUCCGUAGUCCCUACAGGAGAACCCGGAGGACCCACGUCAAAGGCCCCGGUGGUGCAUGGAGAUGUGACACAGCCUCCAGCCACGAUGGAAGAAUCGUCGUCGCUGGGCCUCAUCGUUGAUCUGUCCGCCGCGGCGGUCGUUGUCGUCGGUGUCGUUUUAUUUGUUGUCCUUCGGCGUCGUCGUAGCCGCAGGAAUGGCAACUUUUCCCACCACCACGCCAAGGCGGUGACGGCCAUCACGAGCGAUGCGUUGCCGGACCACGCCAUCGCGGCGGAUUAUCACAACCACCACACCCACGGCGCGUCGAGCCAUCUGUCUUCGCACGUCAGCAACGGAAGCAGUUUCCAAGACCAGAGCACGUUUGGCUACGUGUAUGACAUCCGUGGGGACGCCGACUUGAUCAAUUACCGCAUCCCAAAGCGCGAGCUGCAGAACAAAACGAUAUGCGGGUCUGGCGGGUUUGCCACCGUCUACCGCGCGACGUUCCAUGACCAAGUCGUCGCGGUCAAAGAGCUCACGGCAAACAUGCACGGUCACGCCCAGCACCGCCACAUCCAAGCGUUCAUGAACGAAAUCAAGCUUUUCGCGACACUCAACCACAACAACAUCGUGCGUUUUGUGGGAGUAUCAUGGACGACUUUGAAUGACUUGGCUGUCGUGUCCGAGUUCAUGUCGGAGGGUGACCUGCGCGACCUCUUGGUGCGCGAUGCCGUUCCCCAGCACCUCCACUGGUUUGAAUCGUCGUCCAUGGGGUUCCCUUCCUCCGUGUCCAAGCUCUCCCUGGCCAUCAACAUCGCUGAUGCCAUCACGUACCUCCACUCGUUCAGUCCGGCCAUUCUCCACCGAGAUUUGAAGUCUCGGAAUGUCCUCUUGUCGGAAGCAUUUGUCGCCAAACUCACGGACUUCGGCAUUUCCCGAGAAGCGUCCGACGAAACGAUGACGGUGGAAGCCGGGACGGCUGCAUGGACGGCGCCCGAAGUACUGACGAACAGCGGCCACUACGACGAAAAAGCUGACAUAUACUCCCUCGGCGUCGUUCUCUCGGAGCUUGAUACGUGGCAAAUCCCAUACUCGAGCGGCACCAGCGGAUCUGGCUACUCGAACGUUCAAAUGGCGAUGCUCGUUGCGGCAGGCAAACUCGCUCCGUCGUUCCGGACAGAUUGUCCUCCGGAGGUGCUCCAGCUCGCUCGCGCAUGCCUCGAGAUGGACCCGGAGAAUCGCCCAAAGGCGUCGAAAGUCGCCUAUGAACUCCGCCGCCUCCAUUCCACGUAUCUGCGCCAAAAAGGCAAGCACUAGAAUGGAUGGAAUGUAUCAAUCAGUGAGGUGAUGUUGUCGUCCGUGGAGUUUGGACACAAAUUCUUAUCAAAGUCCUAAGUAAAGUGGGUCGAGUGGCG
Aphanomyces invadans is the source of this 2174-nucleotide messenger RNA. RefSeq names its product TKL protein kinase, variant 2. Gene Ontology annotation, molecular function: protein kinase activity; protein binding; ATP binding. Gene Ontology annotation, biological process: protein phosphorylation. The record is from RefSeq and is a predicted model, not a curated record. Lineage: Eukaryota; Oomycota; Saprolegniomycetes; Saprolegniales; Verrucalvaceae. Bases 463 to 2076 code for a protein of 537 amino acids. The transcript is spliced from 9 exons.